ACAUUCAACAAUUUCAUAUUAUUUUUUUUUUAAUUCGGACGAAGAUUAUACAGAUUCAAAAUGCAAACUGGUAAAUUCUCGCAGGCCGUUAGUAACUCGUUACAUUUAAUAGGAAUGGGCGUAGUAGUGGGCGUGGCCGCUUGCGGUAUUGCCGUCUUCAGAUUCCCCAACGCAUCCAACCGGAUUGGUCAGCUGUGCAAAUCAGCCUUUGGAGAUCUCGGCACCAGACGCUUUUAUAGCGGCGGAUUUAAGGAGCGGAUGACGCCCCGCGAAGCAUCUCAAAUUCUGGGCACUAGCCUGAGUGCCCCAUGGAGCCGCAUGCGGGAGGCCCACCGGCGGGUCAUCCUCGCCAAUCAUCCGGAUCGCAAUGGCUCACCAUACCUGGCUGCUAAGAUCAACGAGGCCAAGCAUGUGCUUUUAGAGCGAAAAAAUCGGUCCAGAUAAUUAACGAUUCGGGGAAGGGAACUAAAGACUCUCAAACGACAGCCGAUCGACUGGAACUUUAAUGGGCUCUUUCAAGUCUAAUUCAUCAUGACUAACGAAAUGUGUGUAGCUUAACAAAAUUGUAUUUGAAAUAUUCCCUUGAUAGCAAGACAUUAAAUUAUUAA
This is a messenger RNA of Drosophila suzukii, 608 nucleotides long. RefSeq lists its product as uncharacterized. NCBI's taxonomy places the organism in Eukaryota, Metazoa, Arthropoda, Insecta, Diptera, Drosophilidae. The record is from RefSeq and is a predicted model, not a curated record. Gene Ontology annotation, molecular function: ATPase activator activity. Gene Ontology annotation, cellular component: PAM complex, Tim23 associated import motor. Gene Ontology annotation, biological process: protein import into mitochondrial matrix.